ACAAAUCAAGCCUGAAAUUCACUUCACAAACCUUCGUUAUUUCGUGUUGCCUUCACAACUUUCUUUACUCUUAACCAAAAGCUACAUAUCUUGGCAUUUUGCCAAACACAUUAUUUCUUCAACAUACAAACAAUAUGGAUAUGGUGAUGAAGUUGGGAGCAGCAAGUCCAGUGGUGAUAUUCAGCAAGAGUAGUUGUUGCAUUUCUCAUAGCAUCGAAACCCUAAUCCGUAGUUUCGGAGCAAACCCUACAGUUUACGAGCUCGAUAGACUUCCAAAUGGGAAGCAAAUAGAGAAGGCACUAAUAGAACUAGGGUGUCAGCCAAGUGUGCCAGCAGUUUUUAUAGGGAAUGAGUUCGUUGGUGGUUCUAAUGAGAUCAUGAGCCUUAAUGUGAGAAGCAAGCUAAAACAAUUGCUCAUUAGGGCUAAUGCCAUUUGGGUAUAGAAAUUAAUAAUGACUAAUUGGUACAACUUUAGGAGUUUUGAAAAUAAAUCACAGUAUUUUAUCUUCGGAUGGUUGUCUUUUAGAUCUCCCAUUUUGCUUCUUGAUCAUGUAUUAAUAAAGUUAUACUUUAGUAAUAGCUAGUCACUUCUUUUGGUAAUCGAGUGGCGAUUUUGCUUUGUUCAUAGCUGAUAUAUGACAUGAAAGAAGUUAGUAACACUGAC
Molecule: messenger RNA, 664 nt
Organism: Nicotiana attenuata
Lineage: Eukaryota; Viridiplantae; Streptophyta; Magnoliopsida; Solanales; Solanaceae
Product: monothiol glutaredoxin-S6-like
Exons: 1
Coding region: 135-443 (102 amino acids)
Source: RefSeq, a predicted model, not a curated record